Molecule: messenger RNA, 282 nt
Organism: Penicillium subrubescens
Lineage: Eukaryota; Fungi; Ascomycota; Eurotiomycetes; Eurotiales; Aspergillaceae
Exons: 2
Coding region: 1-282 (93 amino acids)
Source: RefSeq, a predicted model, not a curated record
AUGAUUGCCGUUGGAGCUCCGGCACAGCUCGGCGUGGUCAGGAAUCCUGGCUCCGACGUUGGCACUGGUGAACUCAAUAAUGUCUACGCCGGUGACGAUGUCCAAGUGCACAUAUCCUCAUCCAUUGCCGUGAUCCAAGAGAAUGAUCCCUCUCACGAUACCGACCGAGCACCCAAUGACAAAGAGGAACGCGAGAGAGAAGAGGCUACUCGUGUCGCUUCACUGGAUCUGGCGAAGAAGCGCUUCGCUGAAGAAAAGAAGCGCCGUAACUCCCUGACUUAA